GGACGGUGUCCGUGAAGGAGACGGAGCUGCACACGCCGCUGCACCAGCUUUUGUCCCGUUCAAGCUCUUUCUCACCAUGAACCGGGGUUGGUUCAUCGCUCUCCUGUUCGCAUCCCUCGCCCUUGCUGCUGUAAGGGCUGAGGAUGAGGUGGACGUCGAUGGGACUGUAGAAGACGACUUGGGGAAAAGCAGGGAUGGCUCCAGAACAGAUGAUGAGGUGGUGCAAAGAGAGGAGGAGGCUGUCCAGUUGGACGGUUUGAGUCCGGCUCAGAUUAAAGAACUCAGGGAAAAGUCUGAGAAACACGUCUUUCAGGCUGAGGUUAACCGUAUGAUGAAGCUCAUUAUCAACUCUCUCUACAAGAACAAGGAGAUCUUCCUCAGGGAGCUGAUUUCUAACGCCUCCGAUGCUCUGGAUAAGAUCCGGUUGUUGUCUCUGACCAACGAGGACGCGUUGGCCGCCAAUGAAGAGCUCACCAUCAAAAUAAAAUCCGAUAAGGAGAAUAACAUGCUUCACAUCACCGACACUGGUGUUGGAAUGACCAAAGAUGAGCUUGUGAGGAACUUGGGCACGAUUGCUAAGUCUGGCACCAGCGAGUUCCUCAACAAGAUGACGGAGAUGCAGACAGAAGGACAGUCUACAUCCGAGCUGAUCGGACAGUUCGGUGUUGGUUUCUACUCUGCUUUCCUUAUUGCGGACCGGGUCAUUGUGACAUCCAAGCACAAUAACGACACCCAGCACAUCUGGGAGUCUGACUCCAACCAGUUCUCUGUCAUUGAAGACCCGCGUGGGGACACACUGGGCAGAGGAAGCACUAUUACACUUGUCCUCAAGGAGGAGGCCUCCGACUACCUGGAGCUCGACACCAUCAAGAACCUCAUCAGGAAAUAUUCUCAGUUCAUCAACUUCCCCAUCUACGUCUGGGCCAGCAAGACGGAGACAGUUGAAGAGCCCAUGGACGAGGAUGCUGAGGCAGAGGAACCAGAGAAAGAGCCUUCUGAAGAUGAAGCUGAAGUAGAAGAGGAGGAGGAGGGAGACAAAGACAAGCCAAAGACAAAGAAGGUUGAGAAGACUGUGUGGGACUGGGAACUGAUGAACGACAUCAAGCCCAUCUGGCAGAGACCUGCCAAGGAGGUUGAGGAGGACGAGUACAGGGCUUUCUACAAGACCUUCUCAAAGGACACGGAAGAGCCUCUGUCUCACAUCCACUUCACAGCUGAAGGUGAGGUUACCUUCAAGUCCAUCCUGUUUGUGCCUGCGUCAGCUCCCCGAGGCCUCUUUGACGAGUACGGCUCCAAGAAGAACGACUACAUCAAGCUGUUUGUGAGGAGAGUUUUCAUCACGGAUGACUUCAAUGACAUGAUGCCAAAGUACCUCAACUUCGUCAAAGGAGUGGUGGACUCUGAUGACCUUCCCCUAAAUGUGUCCAGAGAGACUCUGCAGCAGCACAAACUGCUGAAGGUUAUUCGCAAGAAGCUGGUGCGUAAGACUUUGGACAUGAUCAAGAAGAUUGCCGAGGAACAUUACGAGGAGAAGUUCUGGAAGGAGUUUGGGACGAACAUCAAGCUGGGCGUGAUCGAGGAUCACUCCAACAGGACUCGCCUGGCCAAACUGCUGCGCUUCCAGACCUCCAACAGCGACACGGUCCUGGCCAGCCUGGAGCAGUACGUGGAGCGCAUGAAGGAGAAGCAGGACAAGAUCUACUUCAUGGCAGGCACCAGCAGGAAGGAGGCGGAGUCGUCUCCCUUCGUAGAGAGGCUGCUGAAGAAGGGCUACGAGGUCAUUUACCUGACGGAGCCUGUGGACGAGUACUGCAUCCAGGCUCUGCCAGAGUUUGACGGAAAACGCUUCCAGAAUGUCGCCAAGGAGGGCGUGAAGUUUGAGGAGAGCGACACGGCCAAGGAGAAGAGGGAGACCCUGGAGAAGGAGUUCGAGCCUCUGAUCACCUGGCUGAAGGACAAGCCCUUGAAGGACCAGAUCGAGAAAGCCAUCAUCUCCCAGAGGUUAACCAACUCUCCUUGUGCGCUGGUUGCCAGUCAGUACGGCUGGUCAGGAAACAUGGAGAGGAUCAUGAAGGCUCAGGCCUAUCAGACGGGAAAAGAUAUUUCAACAAGUUAUUAUGCCAGCCAGAAGAAAACUCUAGAAAUCAACCCUAAACAUCCUCUUAUCAAACAGAUGCUCAGCAAAGUCAAUGAUGAUGCUGAGGACCAGACGGCCUCAGAUCUGGCGGUGGUUCUGUUUGAGACGGCCACGCUGCGCUCGGGCUACCAGCUGACCGACACCAAGGCCUACGGGGAGAGAAUAGAGCGGAUGCUCCGGCUCAGCAUGAACGUGCCCCUGGACGAACAGGCAAAGGAACCAGCAGAGGAUGACUCUAAAGAUGAAGAGGAAAUUGUAGAUGAAGAUGAUGAAACGCAAACCGCUUUUGUCCACAUUCAUAGACUGAGAACAGGAAUGAGUAUAGAAAUCCCUGAAGGACUGACGGAGCUGUUACAGAGCUUUACCGUGGAAGUGUUGAGGAAUCAGCCCGGGGAUCUGCUCGAGUUUGCCUUACAGUACUUCACCCAGCUGAAGGACAGCGAGACCAAAGAGGCCUCAUUCGGAAAUGAGCAGAAUUCGGCUCCGAGGUCUGGAAAAGCGGUCAAUUUCAUUGACGAAGCCAUGCAGAUCGACUCGGAGAACGGAGGAGACGACGACGACGACGACGACGACGAGGAAUUCGUAGCCCCAGUGAUAAACAGAUUCAUCAGAAGAGCGUCAGUGUGUGCUGAGGCGUUCAAUCCUGAUGAAGAUGACGAAGAUAAAGAACCAAGGGUGACCUACCCCAAAACCGAUGAGCAGAGGCAGAGACUACAGGAAGCAUGCAGGGACAUUCUUCUGUUCAAGAAUUUAGAUCCAGAACAAAUAUCUCAGGUGCUGGACGCUAUGUUUGAGAAAUUCCACACAGAAGGAGAGCACAUCAUCGAUCAAAAUGAUGAUGGCGACAACUUCUACGUAAUUGAGAGCGGGACAUUUAACAUUUUUGUGAAGGUGGACGGCGUCGAGAAGCUUUUCGGCUGCUAUGACAACAGAGGCAGCUUUGGAGAGCUGGCGCUGAUGUACAACACCCCCAGAGCAGCCACAAUUACUGCCACCUCGCCUGGAGCCCUUUGGUGCCUGGAUCGUCUGACUUUCAGGAGGAUCAUAGUGAAAAACAAUGCCAAGAAGAGGAGGCUUUAUGAGGCAUUCUUCGAAACGCUACCACUGCUCACAUCUUUAGAGCUGUCGGAGAGAAUGAAAGUAGUAGACGUGAUCUCCACCCGGGUGUACAGCGAUUCCCAGCAGAUCAUUGCUCAGGGUGACUUAGCAGACUGCUUCUACAUCGUUGAGAGUGGUCAAGUUAGAAUCACCAUGAAAAGAAGUCGGACAAAAAAAGAGCAGGAGGACGAGGAGGUGGAUAUAACCACGUGCACAAGGGGCCAGUAUUUUGGAGAGCUGGCUCUCGUCACAAACAAACCCAGAGCCGCAUCUGCAUACGCUUUGGGAAAUGUCAAAUGCUUGGUUAUGGACGUUCAAGCCUUCGAAAGGUUGCUCGGCCCGUGCAUGGACAUCAUGAAGAGAAACAUCGUCAACUACGAGGAGCAGCUGGUGGCCCUGUUUGGAAGUAGCCCUGAGAUUGAGCAGCAAAGUGCAUGAGGAGACUCCAAUGGACCAUGAUGGGGUAGAUGGGUAAAAAAACAAACAAAAAAAAAAACAAACGAGAGAGAGUUGCCAAUUUUUUUAAGACAAAAAAUGUGAAUAUCCAUUACACUUCAACUUUUAAGUGUCAGAUAAGUAAUAUAGGCAGAUAUAGGUUAGUUUUAGUAGUUUGCUGCAGAACGACAUGACCGCAGAAAGCCAAAGCAGCGUUGCUUAAAAGCUUGUUUAACUACAUUUCCCACGAUUCCCACCUUAAAAAUGUAAAUGUACAUUUUAUUUGUCAGUGACCGGUGCAUUGUGUGUUUGUAAACUGAACACCUUCUUAACUCACCCUUUUCCCAUAGUGUUUCAGCUACAUCAGCAGCACAAUAUUGUUGGUAAAUUACAGUAAUUGUUAAAAAACAGAUGCCAAAGCCAAUUUCUUACUGGACAAUUAAGGGCAACUGUGUCACGUUGUCCCAUCACAGAAGGAAGUGUACCAGUUUAAGAGCUCCAAAAUGUGAAAA
Cololabis saira (Pacific saury) is the source of this 4182-nucleotide messenger RNA. RefSeq names its product heat shock protein 90, beta (grp94), member 1 (gene hsp90b1). The record is from RefSeq and is a predicted model, not a curated record. Gene Ontology annotation, biological process: protein folding. Gene Ontology annotation, molecular function: ATP binding; ATP-dependent protein folding chaperone; ATP hydrolysis activity. The coding region runs from base 77 to 3673 and encodes 1198 amino acids. NCBI's taxonomy places the organism in Eukaryota, Metazoa, Chordata, Actinopteri, Beloniformes, Belonidae. The transcript has 28 exons.